Episyrphus balteatus (marmalade hoverfly) is the source of this 10142-nucleotide messenger RNA. RefSeq lists its product as uncharacterized. The transcript has 6 exons. Gene Ontology annotation, cellular component: nucleus. Bases 755 to 6295 code for a protein of 1846 amino acids. NCBI's taxonomy places the organism in Eukaryota, Metazoa, Arthropoda, Insecta, Diptera, Syrphidae. Gene Ontology annotation, molecular function: mismatch base pair DNA N-glycosylase activity; DNA binding. The record is from RefSeq and is a predicted model, not a curated record. Gene Ontology annotation, biological process: base-excision repair, AP site formation.
CUUUGAACGCGAUGUUUUUAGAUAUUUAAUCUUAUAAUACUCUUUUUUUUUUUGUCUCCCACUACACCAACAAAUUUAAAAUAAAAAAAAAAAGUAAGCUUAGUCAGUUAACGCAUUGAAAUUGAUUCGUUGUGUGUGAGACUGUGAAAAAGUCCGUGCGGCAAACGAAAUUUUAUAAACUAUCCAAAAUAAUUACGGUUCAAAACUAAAUAAUAACAAUAUAUAACAAAAAAAAAACAAAGAGUACAUAUUAGGUAAUAAUAUUUCAAAAAAAAAAUAAAAAUAUAUACAUUUUAUUGCGUAUGAGUAUAGUAUUGCCUAAACGGGCUGUUUUCAUUUUGUGUAUAUUCCUCGAAAGAUAAAAUAUGACGUACAGACAUUUUUUUUUUUUUUUGACAAAAUAAGUGAACAGAGGAAAUCUUUUUAAACUCACAAAGUGAUAAAAAAAACACUAAACAACACUAAAAACAAAUUGGAAACAUGUUCCUUAUAAAAAAUAUCGUAUAAGACAAAAUAGAAGUCAAAUAUGGGAAACACAAGAAAUAAGUUUACUACAAAAAUGGCCAACGUGUUCAAGUAUUUCGUCAUCUAUAAUCGUUUACUUGUUCUUAAAACUAUGAAAAAAACUAAAAUGAGUAGUUACAGAGAAUUACAAAUUGUUAAUUUAAUAUUUUAACAAUAGUAUACAAAAAAAGUUGAUAUACUCAAUAAUAACACCCAUUAAUCUGAGUUCGUUGAGGAAACAGGUUCCAAAAUGCAAGUAGCAACAUUAUUUGGAGAUAAUGCAACACCUUUUGGAUCAACAACAACAAGCUCAAUAAAUACGUCCUUGUUAUCAACUGAGUCAGUGUUAAAUACAAUGGGAGAAGCAGACGAAGAUACAACGAAAAUGUCGACCAAAGAUACAACAUCAACUUGUAAUGGUGAUCACCUGCCAUCACCGUCAGUUUCAUCAUUAUCAGAUGUAUCGACUUUGGUCAAUUUAGCAUCAAACGCUUUAAUCGGACAUGAUCAAAAUUUAAAAUGUCAUCAAGUUGAAGAAAAGUCACAGCCUAUUAACAUGAAUGAAAAUUCUAAGGCUGACACUGAAGUGGUAAAAAAGGAAGAAGUAGAAAUAGAAAAUAAACAAGAACAAAUUGUUCCUAUGGAUGAAGACAUCUCGAAAAAUGAAGACAAUUCUGCGAUAACACCCAAAAUAAGUGAAAAUCUCGACGAAAUAAAAGUUAUGGCUAAUUUGGAUGAUAAAACAUCUCAAUCAGUCUACGACUGUUUGCCUACAACUGCAUCUACAAGUGCAUCAUUUUCCCCAGUAUCAUUUGAAUUAAAAGAACAUAAAAGCCAAGCCAAAGUAAUAUCUUCUUCCUCCUCUCCUCCGGCUUCUUUAGAAGUUAAUAAUUUUAAUGCUUGUGCAGAUAAUAAUGAGUCUUCUUCUAGUCAAGCUUCAGCACUACUCUUUCAAGAAACAUUCUUGCAACAUGAACAACAACAAACAUUGCCUGAAAACAGUCACAUCCAAAACAAUGAAAUUCCUUCCUCGAUAAACGCAUCUAACAAUAUCAGAGAAAUCAAUGGUUGUGUUCCCAGUAAUUUAAGUGAUAUGAAUGAUUUAGAAGCUGAAAAUUUAGUUAUUCAUCAUAAUAAUGAUAGCCAUUCGAAUAAUAACAAUGAUAAUAUAACAACGCUUAAAGAAAAUGCAUCAAAUAGCCCCCAAAUAGAAAACGAAAUGGACAGAUUGUUGCAACAGCAACAACAAUCAGAAAAUAGGAUAUGUGAAGAUGAGAGGAUGGAUGGCAUAGAGGAACAAAUCGGCGAGGAACCGCAUCCACAUAAUCAGCAGAUCGAUUUUGUACGUCAGCGAAUCCAACAACAACAACAAAUAAAUCAACAAACCGAAGAAGAAGAACAGCAACAACAACAGAGUGAAAAUGCAGCCAAUAGGGAUGAUAAACAUAACCAAUACUCGCAUGCUAAUCAAUUUCAGGAAUGCCAUCGUAAUGAUCUCAACGUCGAUGAAUUAUCUCAAAGAAAUAUUCGCGAUCAACAAAUGUCUCAACAAAAUUCGAUGGAUACAAAUGUUGUUGAAGAUUAUAAAUUGCAACAUGUUCCUGAAAAUUUGGAAAUGAUGAAUCAAAUAGAUCACCAUCAUUAUCAACAACAACAACAGCAGCAGCAACAACAACAACAGCAACAACAGCAACAACAACAACAGCAACAACAGCAACAACAACAACAACAGCAACAACAACAGCAACAACAACAGCAACACCACCACCAACAACAACAACAACAUCAUCUUAAUCACAAUCAACAUAAUAUUUUGCAGCAUCAACAUGGGCAACAACUUUAUCUACACCAUCAAGAACAGCAGCAUUUGAUGCACCACCAUCACCAGCAGCAACAUCAUCAGCAGCAACAUCAUCAUCAGCAACAUCUUCAACAACACCAUCAUUCAGAAUUAAUGGCAUAUAUGCAUCAUCAAGAUCAACAGGCAAUGCAACAACCACAUCAUAUUCGAACAUAUCAACAGCACUAUGACCAACAACAUCGAAUGCAUCAACUCACGCAACUACCGCAACAUCCCCAUCCACAAUCGCCCCAUCAUCAGCCAAAGAACACAUCCAUGACGUGCAUUGAUGAUCUUAUGAUUGAUGAUUUGCAAGAAAAUCCAAACAAUAGAUUUAAAUUGCUCUCACCGACGGUUAAACAUGAAAGCCAAGAUGAUGGCUAUGAAACAAGUGCUGGUGAUGUCCUUACACCCAAUUCGCACACAUCUUCUCAACAUUCAAUGACUCCUCAACACCAAAUUCAUUCAUCCAAUUUGAUCCCGCCCAAAUGUGAAGAUAUAUCAACUUCUGCCACGCGCCAUCCAGAUCCGGAUCCAUAUAAUUUCAUAGACGAUGAAAUUAACUCAAGUAUGCGUAUGAUGUCAUCACCUUCGUCUAGCAAUGGCUUGUCAAUAGUAAUGCGCCAGCAAAAUUUUGAAAGUCCUUCAGAAUCGACAAGACUUCUUAUGGAAGAUAAUAAUCAAGUGUCAAUGAACAUAGUUAAUCAACAACAUAUACUUGAUGCGAGAAUGCAAGCUCCGCAAGCGCAUGUUGACGCGGCAGACAUAUCGUCUCCAAACAGCGUAUGUGUUAAUAAUAAUAUUGCAGUACCAAAAAAACGCGGACGCAAGAAAAAAUGUUCUGAAGAAGCAGCGUCAUCUGUGAGAACCAUGGUCGAUGGAAUACUUAAACCUAUCUUGCCAAAAGAACGAAAAAAGCAUGACCGAUUCAAUGGCAUGCCCGAAGAGGAGGUUUCUAAAAGAACUUUACCUGACCAUUUAGCAGAUAAUUUAGACAUAAUUAUCAUUGGAAUCAAUCCUGGAUUGUUUGCUGCUUACAAAGGUCACCAUUACGCGGGACCAGGAAAUCACUUUUGGAAAUGCCUUUAUUUAUCUGGUUUAACUCAUGAACAAAUGACAGCCGAGGAAGAUUUUAAGCUGCUUAAGUUCGGAAUAGGAUUCACCAAUAUGGUGGAGAGGGCCACAAAAGGUUCGGCAGAUUUGACAAGAAAAGAAAUUAAAGAAGGCAGUCGAAUUUUGUUGGACAAAUUAAAACGUUUUCGACCGAAAAUUGCAGUUUUCAAUGGAAAGUUAAUAUUUGAAGUUUUUUCGGGAAAAAAAGAUUUUAAUUUUGGUCGCCAGCAAGAAUGUGUCGAAGGAACAGAUACGUACAUGUGGGUUAUGCCAUCAUCCUCAGCUCGAUGUGCUCAACUUCCCCGGGCGGCUGAUAAAGUACCAUUUUAUUCAGCUCUAAAAAAAUUUCGAGACUAUUUGAAUGGGCUAAUACCACACAUAGAUGAUAUUGAGUGUGUUUUCAACGAUCAAAAAUCUAAACAGUGCUGUGAGUCUGAAUCUGUUGGAGGAGGAAACCCACCGUCACCAUUAAUUGGUGCAGGCGUUUCAACGUUUUUGUCUCCUGACUGCUUAAAUAAUGAAAAUCAAAACUUAGGCUACAACAAUAGCAACAGUAGUACUCCAGAGCGAAUUAGUAUGCCGGAUGUGAGUACAAAUCUUAAAAGUAAAAAUAUCAUGCAUAAACCAUCUCAAAUGGAUUCGAUAGUUGGUAAUAGUGAUAAUGGCAUCGGUUGUGGUAUGGUUAUCCCAUCAAAUAUGAAUAGGCCGAAUGCAACAAAUAUUUGUAGUAGCAUUAUGCAUAUGCCGUGUAAUAUAGACCAGUCUGUUCAGCAGCAGCAACCGGAAAAGAAAAAACGUGGAAGACCCAAAAAGAUCAAGGGCGUCGAUGGAGAAGAAGGGCCUGUGUCCCAAAAAGUACGCAAUACAAACUCGUUACUUAACAAUAAUAAUAACAACAAUAACAUACUUAAUUUAACACUAAUGGGUGAAAACGGUGAAAUACCAAAGAAAAAGAGAGGUCGACCGAAAAAGAUCAAAUCUGAUAUUGGAGUUAAUGUCAGCCAUGGAACGAAUAUAGCCACACAUAAUAAUAAUUGCAACAGUAAUGGACAACUACCAACAAACAAUAACAAUUCAAUGGAUAACAGCAAUUCCAGUGUUCAUAACGUUGUUAAUAAAUCUGAUCUCUGUUUGCAUCGCAAUAGUCCCAGUGGUUUAGGAAACCAUCAGAUCUUAUCUAUAAAUAACAACAGUCAUUAUAAUAGUCAAUCAAUUUCUCAACAUCAGCAGCAACAACAACACCAACAACAACAGCAACAACCAUUGCAGAAUCAAAGACUGUUCACCUCUCCAAUGCAUUCGCCGAACACUGUUAGUUCCUAUUGUCCAAUGGGCAUGAAUGCUUCUAAUACCCCACCAACCGGAAAUAAUACAAACUCGAAUAAUGCUUCGAAUUUGGGAAACAACGGAACGGGACAGGUAUACCACCACCAGCAGCAACAACAACUCGCAAAUUCCCACCAUCUACAAGCGCACCAGCACAGUCAUAAUAUUCAACAGAAUCUACAGCACCAGCUUCAUAUACCCUCCAUAAUUUAUAUGCAAUCUCCAAAUCAUAAUCCUCAACAGUCAUCUAAAUCGCCACACUAUGGUUCAUCACAUUCAGACUUGUCUACAGAAAUAUCAGCCGCCAUCUCAUCGGACCAUCUAACUGAAUCACAACCAGCUUCCUCACCAGCUAUAAGUGGUGUAGUUGAUUAUGAUCGUCCUGAUAGUAUACCAAAUGAUGAACACAGCGCACAUGACCUUCGUUUUACUAGCCCAACACCGAAUUCUGGGGACCAACAUCAGAGCGGUGGCGGUGUGUCAGUACACCAAACUCAAAACUACCACAAUAUCUACCAGAAUCCAGGCUCUAAUCAAUCUUAUCUCUCCAGCAAUAACAUGUGUAAUUCACCAGGUGAAUCUGUUGGAGGAGGAGGAGGAGGAUCAAAUACAAAUAAUGAUAAUGAAAGCAUAAAUUACAUUGCCUCCACUCGUCCAAAUACGUCCAACAGCAAUAAUAGCACUCCACAGCCUGUACAAAAUGCACAAACACAACAAAGAAAUAUGCAAAUAUCUGAUGUUACAUCGAAAAGCUUAUCAGGAUUAGAAUCAUUAGUCGAUCAAAUACCCACAAUAUCGGAGAAUGAUAAUACAAAUAAUUCUAUAAACAGUGCCGUUGUGGGAAUCAAAUCGGACUCAAAUGAAGAUUUCCCUUCGGCAUCUUCAGGAGGAAGCGGUGCAGGAAGUUCGAACUCUGGUGGAUUAGGGUGCAUUUAUAUACCAUCGUAUUCAAAUCUAAAUUCAUCCACCUCUUCAUCGCCAUCAGCAGCAGCAGUCGCACCACCUCCUAAUAGUUCUAUUCUUUCACCCCAUCAUUAUCCAGAUCCUACAUUUUCUACGGCAAAUACAUGUCCAUCCUCUACUAAUAACAGUUUAAAUAACUACAAUAGCAUAACAAGCAACUUUUCUGUUUCAAGCCUUACAUCCAAUAAUUAUCCAUCUAAUUCAUAUCACAGCAACCUGAUGGCUGCAGCCGCUUCUUCUCCACAUCAUAUCACUUCAUCUGCGCCUGGUAGCCCCAUGUAUAUUGAUCCUCAUAUGGCCGUUAGUCCCAUAUAUCAUCACCCGUAUGCUCAACAUGCCGGCUAUGGAGCGUACAGUUCAGUUGGACCCCCUCCGCCACCUACAUUGCAUAUGCCUAGCCCGAAUUAUCCUUACGCAUAUCCAAACACAUCCGGCUAUGCAAGCCAAACUGGCCAUCAUCCAAGUCACUCUACACCAGCUAGCUAUCUAACAAACCAUCCAUCCAUGUUCGAUCGAAUCAAACCCGAUAUUGGAUAUGGCGGAUAUUGAAACUACAUUUAAAUUAAAAAAAAUGUAGGUAUAUUUUGUAAAUAUUUAAUAUAUAGAUUUUUCGAUCUUUCGUCAAAAGUUUUUUUUGUAUGGUAUAGUAAGAUAUACUUAUGUGUACCUACCUACAUUCAUUAAUUGGGAUAAACUUGUUUGCAUAAACAAAACAAUACUGAAUACCAAACUAAGUUCUAUCUCAUUGUGUAGCGUUAACGAAUAACUUUUAUCCGUCUAUUAGUAUGAAACAAAUAAGCAAAACAAACGAUAAAAUGUAUAAGAAAACAAAUUUAAAGCACGCAAAGGUUGCACUGGUUUAAUGGUUCCUAAGGUUCUAAUAAUUACACAUAAAUACAUCGUUAAAGUUUAGUUUAUAAGCAUUUGCUUAUUUUUUUUAUUAUUUGAAUUUGUUUUUGACAAUGGAUGUUUCAUGUUGAAAUGUAUUGCAAUUCACACAAACUUAAAGCGUUGAGAGACUUCUUGCCUCCCCGUUCAAUGAGUUUAAAACCGAUUCAGCUGUCAUAAAUAGAAUUUUUUUUUCAAAGAUAUGAGCGCCCAUGAAAAAAAAAAUAUUUGGUUUCUAAAUAAAGCUUGUUAUAGUACACAGGGCGUUCCAAAAGCAUAGGUUCAAGACUAUCGCAUGGGCUCUCAGAAUUCAGUGACUUGUUUUUUCCUAUCUUUGAUAGUUUUUGCAGUUUUUGUGAAAUUUCAAACUCCUACUUUGACCCAUGUAUUUUGCAUGCCGUGUUAUAAUUGUUUUUUAUUUUUACAAUUUGUUCAUUUAAACAUUGAUUAAUAUUUGGCAUCGUCGUUUUUCAUGUACAAUUUUCAAAUAAGUACGUAAACUAUAAAAUUUAACUAAUAAAGUUCGAAUUCAACAAAACAAGGUUUUGUAGAAAAAAAAGUAAUGAGUAAGUAUUUUUUGUUCGUUCAAAGAUCAACUUUGGUAAACAGGGCAAGUUUUCAGAAUAACAAAUCAAUUUUAAACCCUAUAUUUUUUCGGGUGUCAAUUCAUAUGUAUGUAGGAAAAUGCUGAUUCAAAAUAGGAGUUUUUCUAAAUUUCACAAAGACUGCAUUGAUUCGAGAACCGUAAAGCUUCGGGAUGAGCAAGUUACCAAAUUCCGAAACCCUCAUGAUGUUCUUGCAUCCCGUUUGGACCAUUACUUUUGAGAAAUCCUGUUUAUAAAUGGACCCCUAAAAGUUCAUAAUUCUAGCAAUGAUGAAAAUGGGUAACUCUACGCUCGGUAAUUGUAAUUUACAGAACUCUAAAAGAAUGUUUUUCAUAUGAAUAAAAUAAUGUCGAUAAGAAAAGCUAUCUGCAGUGGAAACUUUUUGAUACGUUUAUUCACGUACCUAAAUUACUUUUUUAUAUAUUUAUUUUUUUCUAGUUCAAUAUAUAAGUCAUUGUUUCUAUCCUUCCAUUUUCCAUCACACAAAUAGGUGAAAAUGUGCACUGCAACCACUCUCUUUUUUGUAUUUACUGUUGACUUAAAUUUAACUAUUAAUUAGAAUAAAUAAAUUUAUUUGUUCUUAUGUUAUUAGUUAGUAGAUAGAAUAAUAUUGGUGACGAUUAUUAAAAAAUAAUAGUUUGCUGAGACGAAGAAACAGCCGUUUUUUAAAUCAUAUUAUUUUUUCGACUUAUUUUUCUGUUCAAAGUUUUAUGUACAUACUUGUUGUAAAAUAAGUAUUAAAUAUAGCAAGAUUCUAACAACAGAGCAAGAUUAAAACAUUUUUAUAAAAAAGAGUUCACGUUACAAAUUACAUUUUUUUACAUCGCGAAUCAAAGUAUCUCGUGCAAUACCAGAGUCCAUUGAAUGUAUAAGCUAUAUCGAUAAAAUGCUGAAGCAGUUUAGAGCUCCCUACUCUAAUGGGUUGAGCUGUAGAAAUGUAGAUACACACAAACAAAAGGAAAUUGAUUCUUUUAUUUACAUAAAAGGGAUCCAUAUCAAUCACUGAUCUCUAUAGACAUCAGCGAUAUCAAUUGUUUUCCUGUAUAAAUUCUUCUUUAAGUCUGUAGGUACUGACCAAUCGAAAAUUUUAUAAAAAAUUUCUAGAUUUUUUCUUUAAAAAAAUAGUAUUUAGGACCCUAGAAACCACUUGUAUGAAGCAGAUUCACGGGAGCGUUAUGAUCCCUUCGAUGUCGAGCUCUGAUUAAAGGAAGAUGGUUUUUUAAUCUGUUCUUAGGAACACAAAAUAUAUUUUUUUUUGCCAAAACUUUAAAUUUACUUUUUUUUUUUUAAUUGUUGACCUUAAACCUUACAACCGCUAAUAUUCAUGGCACUAAUAAUGCUCAUCAAUUUAUUCCGUACUUUUUGAACAGACAUUUUUUCUUUAACCACAUACACGAGUGUGAUCUAUUUUUAAACAUCAUUUGAAACUAAUGUUCAUCUGUCCUUAAAUGCCUUGAUGUGCGCAAGCAAUGAAAAAAGUUGCUUCCACUAAAACUUUGUAUUUGUAUGUGACUAACCCCCAGUUUCACAGUAAGAUUUAAACCUGAGUUCAACUAAAACUAAACUAAACUGAGUUUAAAUGUUUGGUUUAAUUCGUCAAGAACAAGCAAAACAACAACAACUCAAAUUUUGUAUUGUUUCUUUAUUCUUUUAUUUCAAACUACCAUUUUUAUUGUUUAAGUAAAUAUUUUCUGCAACAAUAAAAAUAAUAUGUUUUUAUAAACAAAAUUCUAUAAAGCUGCUUUCGGUGGCUGUGGAAAGUAUGUCCAAGCGUUGAACUGAGGUUUAGACGACAAAGUUGGGGGUAGGAGACGUGUAUGGUUUUACGAUAAUUGACAGCAAUCAGUUAGAAUUGUGAUAUCCAAGUUUUUAGCAUUCUGCAUCAUGUCACGUUUGAUUAAUUUUUCCAGCUGGAAUUAUUUUACUUAUAAACAUAUCACGAAAAUUAAAAGUACUUAAAUUCGAACAACUUAGCUCAGCCAUUUUCAGCAGAGUUUUGGAUAACAAGGAUUUAUGUCUGAACAUACUUGAUUUUAUGUUAUUUUUGUAUGAUUGCAACACGUCAUGAGAGAUUUCUCACUAAAAUAAGUGUUAGUAUCUUGAAGCUGCGAUAGGUGCUCUGCUUUGUUGUGCCACAAAGAGAGCCAUACUAGAAUUACCCAAGUCUCUUAUUUAACAGAAUUCUACGUAGAUGUAGGCAUAUUAGAAUGCAUAUCAGAAUCAAAUUCGUAAAAACUGUUUUAUUUUAUUUUUUUUUUUUAGAUUGUUCUUUUUUGUUUCUUAUAAGAAAUUCUUCCAAAGAAAUUAAGGCCAUUUUUAGCGAAUCAUAUAAACUAAAAAAAAAAGUAAUAAUAAGGAUUCGUUAGAAUAGAGAGCCUCUAUAGUAUAUUUAACACACGUUCCUUAUUUUUUAUUGAAUGAAACUAAUACAUUAAUAGCAACAAAAAAAUCAACGAAAGUAUACAAAAUUAAUAAACAUAAAUAAACAAAGUAAAUUGUGCAUACCUUUUCAAAAACUUCAUUAACAAAAGUAAAUAAAAUGAAGAAAUGUAUACAAAUACAUAAAACUUUAUUUCUUAUAUAUAUUAUUUUUAUUUGAAAAGGAAUUAUUUGACAAUAUAAAUGUAUAACAAUGUGAAAUGUUUUGAUAAUGUACAUAGUACCUAAUUCGAGAUAUACGUAUAGUUAUAAGCAAAUAAAAAAGCGAUCGAAAGUAUUUAAUGGAUAUUAAUAUCUUAUCAUUUUUAAAUAUUUGCCAUCUAUGUAAAUGAAGUGUAGUGAAAUAUAUAUUAUUUAUAUUUUAUUAGAACAAAUUGUAAUUAAGAAAAUUUUAAUUAGUUCCUCUAAAAUUUACAGAAAAUAUUAACUAUAAAAUAAAUAAUGAAAUCUGAAUACAUCCUUUU